Molecule: messenger RNA, 351 nt
Organism: Striga asiatica
Lineage: Eukaryota; Viridiplantae; Streptophyta; Magnoliopsida; Lamiales; Orobanchaceae
Source: the annotation of a GenBank genome assembly
AUGUUUGGCGACGUCAGGAUCGACAAUUACUAUUGGCUUCGUGAUGAUUCUCGCUCCGACCCUCUAAUCUUGGCCCAUCUCCAACAAGAAAAUGCUUAUAACCACCAUCUCAUGUCUGGAACCAAACUAUUAGAAGAUCAAAUUUAUAGUGAGAUUAGGGGUCGUCUAAAAGAAGAUGACAUAACUGCACCUUUGCACCGAGGAACUUACUAUUAUUACAAAAGAACCUUGAAGGGGAAAAAAUAUGUCCAACAUUGGCGCUGUCUUGUGCCUAAUGCAUCUGUUUAUGAGACAAUGCCAACUGGGCCUGAUGCCCCUCAAGAGCAGGUUCACAUGAGAAUGGUGCAUAAU